This is a messenger RNA of Habropoda laboriosa, 671 nucleotides long. RefSeq lists its product as uncharacterized. Lineage: Eukaryota; Metazoa; Arthropoda; Insecta; Hymenoptera; Apidae. The transcript is spliced from 6 exons. Gene Ontology annotation, cellular component: plasma membrane. Gene Ontology annotation, biological process: angiotensin-activated signaling pathway. The record is from RefSeq and is a predicted model, not a curated record. Bases 1 to 465 code for a protein of 154 amino acids.
AUGCCGGACAUAUCCAGUAUAUCCCAUUACCCUUUAAAGGUGAUAUUUGCAAUUCAUUUAGUGCUAGUAACAUGGGGUAUUCAGGGAUAUUGGUGCCCCAAGUCUGUAAUGUUUUACAAUUUUCUUUUCUUCGUUUGUUUAAUGUGGGCUAUUCACAAUAUCGAAUCAGACGAACCUCUACAAUUUGCACUAUUUAUAAACAUACUGUCCAUAUUUUUUGACAUUAUAACAUUAGCAGUCUACUUUCCGACAACCUAUGCAUCUGAGAAGUUUAGUGCUGCAAUUAUGAUCAUAAACAUGAUUGUACGCAUUAUCACAAGCGUAUACCUUCUACGAAUAGGCCAAGCAAGAGGUGGAUGUUUAGCCACGAUAUUUACCACAGGUCCUGCGAUGGGCUUUGGUCGACAGGAUUACGAGGACAUAUCUCAUCCGAUUCCGCAAAAUUCCGAUUUUGCUACACUCUAAGAGUAUAACUUGACGUUUCUAAAAUUCGAUAAGUCGAAAGUUACGCGAUAUCAUAUUGUAAUAUCUCUCGUAGCUUGUGUAAACAACGCGCACGUAUACUCACGACGUUGAAAUCUAUUAUAUAUAUGUAUAUUUUAGAAUAUUUAACAACGAUGACAUUCAAUGCAAACUAUAAUCUUAAUUUGUUGUAUAUACGUAUACAAGUA